Molecule: messenger RNA, 3359 nt
Organism: Colletes gigas
Lineage: Eukaryota; Metazoa; Arthropoda; Insecta; Hymenoptera; Colletidae
Product: formin-like protein 20
Exons: 9
Coding region: 154-3129 (991 amino acids)
Biological process (GO): RNA processing
Cellular component (GO): nucleoplasm
Molecular function (GO): RNA binding
Source: RefSeq, a predicted model, not a curated record
UGCUACUGCUGCUAGUAACUGCUACGUCACUUACAGGUUACAAGUUAGUCGUUUCUCGACCUCGAAUUAUUUCAUUUCCAUUGAAAGCAAUUCAAAGUACAUACUACUUACUCUUACCAAACUUGCUCGAGAGUCGUCUGCGGCACAACAAAUAUGGCGUACCGUGGUGUAAAAGGUUCUGAUCCAUUUGUUUCAAAAACAUCGCGAAAUGAACGUUUUGCUCAAAUGUCGAAGCAAGAACAAAUUAUUCAGCAAAAGAAGCUUGAAAUUCAAGCAAAGAUGCAAGAGCAAAAAGCAAAAGAAGCUGUAGAAAAUAUGAAAAAGUCAAAUGCGUUAGUCCCGAAUUCGACAAUGAAUAAAGCUAAUUCUACCAAGAAAGAAGAAGAGAAGCCUACAGUGUCGCAAACGGUCAAUCUAUUUGCAAACGACGGCAGUUUUUUGGAUCAGUUUAAAAAGAUUGCGAGCAAUAAAGGAACGGUUAAAACAGAGUGUACGUUUUCUUUGAAACUAGAAGAAAAGAGGGAAGAAAAAUAUAAAGAGGGAUCGCACGAUAAAGAACGAAAGAGAAACAACGAUAAAAGCAGAGAUUGGGAGAACAAAAGAGAUCGUAGAAGAGGGGAUUCUCGAUGGGAAAAAAGCACGAAUAGAAGGCAUAGCUCGCCUUCGAGCCCAUCUCCUACCAGACGGCCAGCGUCUCAAAGUCCGGAAGCUCGACGUUCCUUUAAUCAAUUAUCUCCCAAUGGACAACGUGCGACGCAACAUAGCCAGCAACAGUAUUUCCCUAGAAAUGGAAAUUCACCUCUUGUUCCUUCCCUCAUGUCUCAACCUAUAAUGCAUCUGACGAGCGUACCUCCACCUAAUAUAAGAAACAUCAUAACCAAUGUUCCUCCUCCACAUUUAUCUAGAAUGCCUCCUCCAAAAAAUUUGACUAACCCUUAUCCUGGAAUAGACGAUCGGUCUGGCGAUCCAAGAAUGCAAAUAUCACCACCGCGUACAAUACAUCCACCGCCUCCUCCUCCUCCUCCACCUCCACCUCCUCAGCCUUCCAUACAAUCUAUACCUCCAAAUACCAACGUACCGCCACCGAAUAUGCAUAUUUCUCGGACAAUGCCGCCGAAUCUACAAAAUUUACCACCACCGCCUCCACCUCCUCCAGCACCUUGCACAUCUUCGUCGUUGUCGUCAUCGUCAUCGUCAUCGUCAUCGUCAUCGUCAUCGUCAUCGUCAUCGUCAUCGUCAUCCUCCUUGUCCUUGUCCUUGUCCUUGUCCUUAUCCUCGUGCUCAUCUUCAUCCGCCACAUCCUCGUCCUCUUCAACCUCCUGUUCGAGCUCGUGUUCAACAACGUCUGCGUUACAACCGCCAUCGUCAUCGGCGUCAUUUUCAUUGUCGUCGUUGCCAUCUUCAGCAUCCGCAUCGUCAACAACGACGUCGGGCAAUGCGCAACAAUGUGUAAUUUCGUCGGGGCGACAAUGCGGUGGACCUCCGGCCGCGACUUUACAACCUACAAAUUUACUGCCUCCGAAUAUUCCUCCUCCCAAUUUGUUACCAACGAUGACACAAAUGCCGCGAAACAUGAUGUCUAUUUCUGCUGCCUCGCAAACAAUUGUCGUCACCGUACCAGGGAAUGCUUCGAACGUACCGAACGUACCGAACGUUCCUCCACCGAAUGUGAUACCAUCUGUAUUGAUGUCUGCACCACCCCCGGUUCACAACGUUCCAUCGAGUAUAAAUUCGAUCCCGCCUCCGAACUUGAACAUUCCGCCACCGAAUGUGCCACCACCUCCCAUUAUUCAAAAUGCCGGUCCACCCCCUCCUUUGUUAUCAACCAGUUAUCCUCUUCCUAAUCAAGUCACUCAGGUACCUGUGGGACCACCUAACAUUCAAGUACCACCACCGGUGAGGCCAUUGACCGGUCAACAAACUACCGAACAGCUAGUGUGUCCCGUAGAGGCUGAGCAGCUGGCACGCAUCGUCGCUGACUGCGGGGAUGAAAUCGAACAGGAAGCGCGAGAGAAGAAUGCCCAAGAUCCUAAAUUAUGGUUUCUGCACCAAAAGCAAAGUGCAGCGUAUCUGCAGUACAGGGGGUUGGUGGCAAAGUUCCGUGCUGAAAAGUCCGUUAGGGAAUUUAAAGACAGCGGUGCGGAACCGUAUUGCCCGGAGGAAGCUUUCAGCGACAACGAUGAGAGCGAACAAAGUCAUCAUACAAACAGACACGUUUCUUCGCAAGAUAGGUCAAAGGAGGAAAACAAAGAAGAACGUAAACGGAAAAGACGUAGUCGUUGGGGUGAUCCGAAUAAUAAAGUGUCUAUAACGGAAAUGAACACUUUACCCGUACGUAAACAAAAUAGUGGGCUUUCGCAACCAGGUAUUGCAAUUCCUGGACAAAUUGGCCAACCAGCUGUUAUAAUUCCAUCGUCGAAGGUGCAACACGCGAAAACAAAGAAUCCCAUGUUGACGAAAAUUUCUAGGAACGAUCCUGCCUUGAUACAAUACGCCCGACAAACUUUCGGUACCUUAGAUCUUACCGAAGAACAAUGGAAAAAAGCAGAGGAUCAUUACAAGAUAAAUCUCCUUUAUCAAAAUUUAUUGAGGAAACGAGAAGAAUUGAAACGUUUAGAGGCACAAGGGAAACAUAAAUACGAAUACGAUAGCGACGAAGAAACCGAAGGCGGAACUUGGGAACACAAACUUAGGUCCGCCGAGAUGGAGGCCACUCAAAUGUGGGCGGAAGAAUUAACUGCUCAGGCGGAAGGGAAACAUCAUAUCGGUGACUUUUUACCACCGGACGAGCUUAAGAAAUUCAUGGAACAGUAUAAUGCGGUCAAGCAAGGAAAAGAGCCUGAUCUUAGCGAUUACAAGGAGUAUAAGCUCAAAGAAGACAACAUUGGGUUUCAGAUGUUACAGAAACUUGGUUGGAGCGAAGGACAAGGUUUGGGUAGCGAAGGCAACGGUCGUAUCGAGCCUAUUAACAAGGCGACUAACCGAUUCGAUAGCGCUGGUUUAGGUUCUGAAAGACCAGACGGUGUAUCCAGAGACGACGACGAAUUCGAUGCCUAUAGAAAAAGAAUGAUGCUCGCAUAUAGAUUUAGGCCUAAUCCUUUGAAUAAUCCUCGGAGACCAUAUUAUUGAGAAAAUGAGUAUCAGUCAAGUGUAUUUACGACAUUAUUAUGUAUCUAAAUUUAGUUGGAGAACGAAUCAUCGUUAUUUUGUAUAUUUGAAAUUUUUCGAGCGUACAAAAUUACACCUAAACCAUGUUAUCUGUCCAAAAGAGGGUAGUAUGAUUCAAUAAAUGAAAUUUAAAGCUUAUUUCUACGCGUGUACGUUAAUAUGUUCCUAUACAUACAUACAUACACACACAC